CGAUUUUCAGUGAAGAGUUCCGGCGGACCACGGAACAAUCAAAAGGAAGAGCAAUGCCUAAUCAUGGACUGUGAACUGUAGAUCUGGCAAGGAUUUUAAGGAUCUGUCAAGUAUUUGAAGAAUCUAUCAGCAUUAUCUAAAAGAAGCCAUCACUGUAGCAGAGCUUAGAUGGCCCGAGAAUCACUCACGCAGAACAGUAAUUUACAUGGACGAGUAGCAGAAAUUAUUCCGAAAAAGCUCUUUUUCUGUGCAUUCCAAAAUCGACCGAAGCCAGACCGUUCUACGGAUUAUUAUUACGUCGACGACGAAGUGCAUUAUGACAGUUUCUAUUCCGAUUUUGGCCCAUUAAAUCUGUCUGUGCUUUACCGAUUCUGUCAAAAUCUCACGGAAAGAUUAGAGGAGGUGGAUGGUGAGAAAUCUGUAGUGGUAUGCUGCGGAUCUGCCGAUGAAUGUCGGGUAAAUACAGCUUAUUUAGUGGGCUCUUAUGCGAUUCUUUAUCUGGGAAUGACGGCCGAAAUAGCUUAUUUACGGAUACACAAGGCGGAACCGAAUGGCUUUAUCGGAUUUCGGGAUGCAGCGAUGGGCCCCGCAACUUACAGACUACACCUUCACAAUGUACUUCGCAGUAUCGAGAAGGCAAUGAAAUUCGGUUGGUUGGCGUUUGACACUUUUGAUCCGGAUGAAUAUGAAUAUUAUGAAAAAGUCGAGAAUGGCGAUCUGAACUGGAUUAUACCGACCAAAAUACUAAGCUUCUGUGGACCGCACAAUAAAUCAGUUAUUGAGAAUGGUUAUCCAUAUCACGCACCGGAAGUGUAUUUUGAUUAUUUCCGCGCGCAUAACAUUUCAACUAUCAUACGGCUCAACAAGCGUAUGUAUGAUGCCAAAAGGUUUUUAGACGCAGGUUUCGAGCAUAUCGAUCUCUUUUUCGUUGACGGUUCAGUGCCAUCUGAUGAAAUCGUCGAACGGUUUAUCAAUGUUGUUGAUAACGCCAGAGGAGGCGUGGCCGUUCACUGCAAGGCAGGGUUAGGUCGAACCGGGACGCUGAUAGCUUGUUGGUUGAUGAAGGAGUAUGGCGUGACAGCAGCCGAAUCAAUUGCUUGGUUACGAAUUUGCAGGCCUGGUUCGGUGAUUGGGCCACAACAAGAAUUCCUUAUUGAAAAGCAACCAUGGUGCUGGGCAAUGGGUUCCAAACCCGCUGCCACUCAUCUUUCACAACUGGCUACUAAGGUGAAUGAAAUUCGUAUUGAAGAUUCGAGUUCGAAAGGAAUAGUGCUGCCAACAUCUCGGCCUACCUCACUGAAAUCUUCACCAAGAAAGGCCUACGAACUAGAAACAAUGGUAGAAAAGGAAUGUGGUGAGAAGAAAAGAGAAAAACCAAGCCAGGGUGAUCAUCUGCUGGUGCAGAAGGCUAAAGCACAACGGACUAUGGUAUCACAUGCAAAAUUUACAUCACCUACUACCCCCGUUAAACCGCUGUCAACCAACAGUAACACAAUGACAAGACGCCCUUUGAGAAGCUAUGGCGAUGUCAGCAUACCACCACCGAUCUCACGAGUUACGGUAUCUGCAACGACUUCUGUAGCGAAUAAUAGACCGUUAACAAAGUGCAAAUCAUCACGAAGACUUGCCACGAUACGCAACAAACCUUAUGCAUGCUCAGGAGUUAAAGUUAAUUUGCCAGCAUCGGUUUAUGAACUAAGGCCUAGAAACAAUAAUAAAACAUACGGUGUGUUUCGUUUUACUGAUCCUGCCAAGGAGCUUGCACCCAAUUCGGUUGCCCUUAUCGGUAUUUCUGCUCGGCGAAAUCUGAGUGAAUUAUAAAAUAGACAAUCAAUAUCCGGUCUUGACAAACGGUAAGUGCUUAAUGUAAAAACAGGAAUGUACACCAAAGCAUUUAAUGAUCUUCCUUCUAGUGGUCGAGAGGCGGGUACGAUUUAAUCCAGUUGAAAUUUUAUCUGUAUUCCGUACGGCAUUUUUUUUUACCCUGUAUAGAGUUGAACAUUUUUAAUUUCCUUUGGUGGUUUACCAGUUUAAUUUCUUUUCAUCUCAUUGUUGGUAGUAUCUUUGUAGCAUAUCUGUUUUUGUAGUUGUAGUCGUGGAAGCCUUCCACAUAUUAAUCUUAUGGUAGUAGCCCAGCCGUUAUUGUUUGAAUUUCGUUGAAAAUA
This is a messenger RNA of Loa loa (African eye worm), 2165 nucleotides long. RefSeq lists its product as hypothetical. The transcript is spliced from 12 exons. Gene Ontology annotation, biological process: protein dephosphorylation; cilium assembly; regulation of exit from mitosis. The record is from RefSeq and is a predicted model, not a curated record. Gene Ontology annotation, cellular component: mitotic spindle; kinociliary basal body; nucleolus. Gene Ontology annotation, molecular function: protein tyrosine/serine/threonine phosphatase activity; protein serine/threonine phosphatase activity. Lineage: Eukaryota; Metazoa; Nematoda; Chromadorea; Rhabditida; Onchocercidae. The coding region runs from base 169 to 1821 and encodes 550 amino acids.